Molecule: messenger RNA, 4971 nt
Organism: Achroia grisella
Lineage: Eukaryota; Metazoa; Arthropoda; Insecta; Lepidoptera; Pyralidae
Gene: dop
Product: microtubule-associated serine/threonine-protein kinase 3
Exons: 39
Biological process (GO): peptidyl-serine phosphorylation; intracellular signal transduction
Molecular function (GO): magnesium ion binding; protein serine/threonine kinase activity; ATP binding
Source: RefSeq, a predicted model, not a curated record
AUGAACCGUCGCUGUUCACAGUCGGUUCGGACGCUGGUUUUCGACGAUUCAGAUUCUGACCCGCCGAAAGCCGGACGGAAGGACAUCUCCACGGCCGGGGCUCUGUCGUCGCUGAACCAAAGCGCUGAAGAUGCGGGCAAGGCGUCACGCAAUACAAACCUCGUGCGCAUGCGCCGGUCGGCGCUUGGGAAGUCGGCGCCGACGCUCUCCGUCCAUGUGAAAGAGCAAUGCAUCGUAUCACGGCGGCCCUCAAGGCUCCCGCCGCCGCCCCCGCACCACAGGCUUUCACUCGUGGUGGGGUCAGGCAGAUGCAGCUCCCCGGGCACAGGGCCCCUGUCCCCGGCGGACGGGCCCCGGUGGCCCCAUUCGCACCACCCGCACCCGCUGCACCACGCCCUGCUCUCGUCCAGCGUGAAGCGCGGCAAGGAGCUCGAUGGCCGCAGGUGGUCGGUGGCGUCGCUGCCGUCCUCCGGCUACGGGACCACACCGGGCAGCUCUAGUUUAUCAUCACAAUGCUCGUCCCAGGAGAGGCUGCUGGCGGUGCAGGCGACGUGCGAGCCACCACCACGCGCGCCCUGCCCCCACUGUCACCAGCACCAGAAUUCGCUCAACAGCUCGCAGGGCAGCGGCAUGAACAACUGGGCGUCGCUGUCGGACAGCGGCGGCAGCGGGCCCGCCGCGCGCGCGCCCUCCCCGCACAGCCCCGCGCGGCGGGUGCGCUCGCGCAGCCUCAGUUCACCGUCUCGGUCCCCGGGGGGCGCGGGCGGAGAGGCUCGUGAGGACGCAGUGUCGGCCAUGUCGGCGUUGUUCGCCGCCAGGUUCCCGGCCGCACAACGCGCCAUGGACGACAAAUUACGAUCUCUCAUAGAGGAACUGACUGAAUUAGAUAAGAAACCAGACCGACCGCCGAUAGAGAGAUUCGUUCAAAGACAGGUAUUGGAGAUGGCACGUGACUGUUUGCAUAAAUCGGAAUCGAAGCAGGUGACCAGCAGCUACUUUUAUGAUAUGGCUGAUAGUCUGGACCGGUUAUUGGCAGAAACGCGCGAGAAGUCAGCGGAAGCUGGCGCGCGCGUGGCGCCGCUGGUGACGCGGCUGGUGCUGGGCAUGGCGCGGCCGGCACGACUGCUCGAGUGUCUGGAGUUCGAUCCCGAGCGGUUCUACCGGCUGCUGGAGGCCGCCGAGGGCCAGGCGCGGCACAUACAGGGCAUAACGACGGACAUCCCGCAGUACAUCAUCCACAAGCUGGGGCUAUCACGGGAUCCGCUGGCGGAGUUACACGCACCGCCUCCACCGCCACCGCCGCAGAAUUCAUCUCCUUCCAAAUCUCGGGGUCGCGCGAGUCCCCCUGGGGGCGCGGGGGGUGCUCCCCCCUCCGAGAACGACUACCACGUGAUCAAGCUCAUCUCCAACGGGGCCUACGGCGCCGUGUACCUCGUCAAGCACAAGCAAACUCGACAGAGGUAUGCGAUGAAGAAGAUAAGCAAAAAUAACUUGAUACUGAGGAAUCAGGUUGAACAAGCAUUUGCUGAAAGGGACAUACUCAGUUUCGCUGAUAAUCCUUUUGUGGUGUCGAUGUACUGCUCGCUGGAGACGCGGCGGCACCUGUGCCUGAUCCUGGAGCUGGUGGAGGGCGGCGACUGCGCGGCGCUGCUGCGGGCCGGGCCGCUGCCGGCCGACAUGGCGCGGCACUACUUCGCGGAGGCGGUGCUCGCCGUCGAGUACCUGCACUCCUACGGCAUCGUGCACAGGGACCUCAAGCCCGACAACCUGCUCAUCACGGCAACUGGCCACAUAAAGCUGACUGACUUUGGACUCAGCAAGAUGGGUCUCAUGUCAUUGGCAACGAAUCUAUACGAGGAGUACGCAGACCGCGAGGCGCGGCAGUUCUCUGAUAAGCAGGUCUGCGGCACACCCGAGUACAUCGCGCCGGAGGUCAUACUCAGGCAGGGUUACGGCAAGCCAGUGGACUGGUGGUCCAUGGGUAUCAUCCUGUACGAGUUCCUAUCUUCGGUGAUACCGUCCGAGGAAUUAUUCGCGCAUACGGUCAACGAUGACAUCGAGUGGCCGUCAGAGGAAGACUUCCCAAUAGCGGUGGAGGCGAGGGCCAUCAUCACGGAGCUGCUGGCGCGGAACCCUCGCGACCGGCUCGGCACAGGCGGUACACACCAAGUCAAGGAACACGUAUAUUUCUGCGGUCUCGACUGGAACAAUCUAUUGCGAAGGAAGGCAGAGUUCAUACCGCAGCUGGAGAAUGACGAAGACACCAGUUACUUUGACAGUCGUUGCGACCGAUACAACCACAGCGAGGUGGACACGGACGAGGCGGCGGAGGGCGGGGAGGGCGCGGAGGACGCGGUGUUCGCCGCCUUCUCCAGCACCUCGCCGCAGUGGCGCAGGCACUACCACCACUCGCACUCACACUCACACUCACACUCGCACUCCCACUCCCACUCACACUCACACUCGCAGUCCGCCGUCUCACAUGACUCCAGGAGCACGGACAGCUGGCCCGGCACUCCUGACAGCGCUGGCCCACCCACUACACCCACUGCACCACCGCAUCAUCAUCAUCCCAAGUGUCCAAUGGUGGGCGGCGGCGCGUCGACGGCGGAGUCGUCGCAGACGGACUCGGACGACGUGUCGCCCGCGUGCCGCCGCCGCGCGCCGCUGCGGCCCGCGCACGUGUCGCUCGGCUCGCUCGGGUCCCUCGGGUCCCUCGGGUCCCUCGGGUCGUUGGCCUCGCUCUCUCACUCGCUGCUCACGCACCACCACCCGCCGCCGUCCACCGCGCUCGCGCUCCUGCCCAGGACAUCAGAGUUAAAGAAAGAAGAGCGCAGCAUAGAGAAGCCGGAUAAGCCUGAAAAGACGAAGCCCGCAUUUAUUGCGCCGAAAUCGAUGCGACGCUCGGCCAGCACAUCUGGUCUUUCUCUUGUCAUACAUCCAGCGGAGGAGAGCGUAGGGUCGGCCGGAUCGCCGUGUGCAGGCAACACCUCGUCGACCAACUCGUCGCGCGACUCGUCGCCCUGCCGGGACCCGCCCUCGCCCUUCGCGCUCGCCAACCACUCCAAACCUAGAAAAAAUAUAGAAGAAUUCGUUCUCUAUUUCAUCACGCAGCUUAUAUAAGAGUCCGUAAUGUGACUGCUGCACACGCAGGUGUUGCGGUUACUGCUGGCGGCCCCGCAUGCGACGCUACGGGCUACACCUUUGGACCAGACUACCAUACAGGCGGGCGGGCGGCGCCGCGCGGGGGGCGGGCGGCGCGCGGCGGCGCCCCCGCGCCCGCGGCCGCGUCGCCGCUGCUCUCUGUUCCGGCGGAUCUCCACCAAGCGAGCCUCGCAGGAGAUGCACCAGAUGGUGUCCGGCAGCGGCGUGGGCAGCGGCGAGUGUCCGUCGUCCCCCGCGUCCUCCUCCCCCGCCGCCGACAGCCCCCUGCACACCACCACGCACUACCAACGGCCAUCGUCGUUGCACGGGCUGAAACACAAGUUAGUGGGAGCUGGAGGCGGCGCAGGCGCCGGUGAAGUACGACGAGCUUCGCUGCAGCACGUGGCGCACUUGCCGCACGUACCACACAUGCCGCUGUCGCCGCUCGCCAGGACACCGUCGCCGUCACCACAGCCGCAACCGGCUUCGCCCACCAGCCGAUGCGAGGCGCGCAGUCCGUCACCGCUCGCGGCGCGCGACUGCGGCGGCCGGCGCGCCUGGCCCCGCCGGGACCCGGCCUCGCCGCUGCUGCGCCGGGCCCUCUCCCCGGACAGACUGCAUCCUCGCUCCGCGGAGGCGAAGUGCGCGAUCUCCCCGCUGUGCUGCGGGGGCGCGGGCGGCGGGCCGGUGUCUGUGGGCGGGGCGGGGGCGGGCGGCGCGGGCGGCGGGGCGGGCGGGCGGCGCGGCCCGUGGCGCGGCCCGCCCCCCGCGCCGCCCACGCCCCCGCCCGCGCCCGACAAGCCCGAGGAGCCGCUGCUGCCGCGCAUCGCGGAGGAGAAGGACUCGCCCACGCACCACGCCAACCACCCGCUCCACAGCAGGACUCCAGCCAAGCAGACGACGCCAAGCAUCUUCACAUCAUCGCCGAAGCCAAGCUUGGACAAGUCGUCUUUCGACGCGUCCACGUCGUUCGCAUCGCUGUCAUUAUCCGAUGACUCGUUCGCCGACGGAUCCGCGGAUAUGUCCAACAUCGACACGUCCAGGGAAAUCAAUAUGGACGACAGUCGAACAAGUUCAGAUAGCCUGACUACAGACGACAAACAAAAAAAGCAAAUAGUACAAGAGCCAAUACCAGUGCCGCCUGUUCCCGAACAGCCAAAAGCCAGGAAAAGAUCGGAUUCCAGUCUAAAAGACGAAGAAAUAAAAAGUAAAGACAAGAAGAAAGAAAAACCAGAACUAAAGAAGCAAGAUUCAAUUAAAAAGACGGAAAAACCGGAUAUAAAAGAGGAAAAGAUUGCAGAAGUUAAAGUAGAGGAGAAAAGUAAAGAGAAAGUUAUGGAGAGGGUUGGGUCAGUUAAGAAGACGGAAAAGCAAGAAAAGGCUGAGGCGAAGAAGCAAGAGAAACAAGAAAAAGCAGAAAAGAAGCAAGAGAAGAUGGAAGCAAAGAGGACCGAGUCGAUUAAAAAGAAUGAAGGAUUGAAGAGGCAAGAGUCAGUUGAUACAAUGAAAGCACCAGAAGCGGUGGAAUGCGAGGCUCGUACCAAGAACAGCAUGGUCAGCAAGCUGCUCGGGGUGAUGGUGCGCAAGGGUCGCGACCGGGACGAUGAUGACCACCGGCCUCCCAAGAAGCAGGAGAAGACCAAGAAAAAAAACACAAACCAAUCAAACCAACCAUCGCAAUCCAAACACGACACUGACAAGAGUGAGAAACAAGAAGAGGACAGAAAAGGCAAGAAAGGGAGAGGACGUGCCUCCAGUUCCUCCUCAGGAGAGAAGUAGAGUGAAUAAGAUAUAUAAUCGUGAGUCUCCAACAUGGACAUUACAAGU